Messenger RNA from Morone saxatilis (striped sea-bass), 2402 nucleotides. RefSeq lists its product as uncharacterized. The coding region runs from base 413 to 1063 and encodes 216 amino acids. The record is from RefSeq and is a predicted model, not a curated record. The transcript has a single exon. NCBI's taxonomy places the organism in Eukaryota, Metazoa, Chordata, Actinopteri, Moronidae. Gene Ontology annotation, biological process: protein ubiquitination. Gene Ontology annotation, molecular function: ubiquitin protein ligase activity.
UAUGCAUGCAGAAAGUUUUAGCAGUGACUUAUUACUUCCUUUAACAGCUUUUUUGUACUUUUUCUCAUCAGUAAUUUCCUAACCUCCUGGACGCUCUGACUGGAGCAGGCCAACACAAACUACGUGGGAUCAGGGUGAUUGUGAGCCAGGAGGGGGAGUUUGACGUUGCACAAGUGGUUAAGUGGAUGUAUGCUGUGACUCAUGGGCUGAGGAAUCUGUUCAUAAAACUUAGAAGAAACAAAGCAGCAUCCCAGGGCAGAGCAGAGCAUUUAAACCCCUCCUGGAGUUCUCUUACAGAAGUACACUUUAAGUUGUUUUCUCUUUACAGAUUUCACCAUCUUCUGCUAAAUAUUCUUCCACAAGUUGCAGCACUGAGCUCCCAACUCCAUCUACUUACCCUCCCUCCCACACCAUGACAGGGGAUGUUGUCCCAGCUCCCCAGCAGGGGGACCAGGCUGAUGCAGCACCCGGCCCCAGCACCACCCCCGGGGAGCCCAUGGAUGUAGAAUGUCCCAUCUGCUACCAGGAGUAUAACCAGUACAAUAAAUGCCCUCGGAUGCUGGAGUGCCUUCAUGUUUUUUGCACUGAAUGCCUCCAGAGGAUCCAGCUCUGCCCCUGCGACCCCCCCAACCCCCACAGCCCUCCAGCCAUCCCCUGCCCCCUCUGCCGCCACCUCACCCCUCUGGAGGCCGGGAACGCCCUCUCCUUACCCUGCAACUCCCGCAUCCUGGCCAGGCUGCCCCAAGUGGCCUUCCGCCUGCCUGUGGCCAUGGCCAAUCGCCUGGCCACGGUCACCCAGAGAGUGGUGCUCUCCCUGGAGGGCGAGAGCAGGGACACCCGCUUCAUCAUCCUGCCCACCGUGAGCCUGCGGGUGCAGCAGAUGCACCCGGGCAGGCUGUACGGCACAGCGCCAGGCCUGGUGGGGGAAGAGGAAGUCAUAGAGCAGAGCAAGAAGACGCUGUUCUGUGUGCAGCUGCUGGCCGUUAUCUUCUGGGUGGUGUUUGUGAUCACCUGCGUGGUUGGGGUGGUGUUUGGGCCAAAUUUUUUAAAUAGGAAACUGUGAGAGGAAACAGGAUUUUAUCUCUUUUUAUAAUAGCAGAUGUAGUUAUUGAUAUAAAAUCAUGAUGUAGGCUGCAGGAAAGCACUGUAAAAAAGUAGGUGGACACAUGACAGUUUAGAGAAUACACAUUAUAAUUUAUUUUAUGAAGACUGUGGUUGUUAUUCUCCCUGUAGUUAAAGGACCAACUCAAAUUCUCCUCUUAUUUAUAAAGUACCACCACUCACACCAAUCUGUCCUCACUGUACUGUAUGUGUUUGUUGCUCUUUUGUUAACGAUAGACUGAUGAAGAGUUCCCUCUAGUGGUUCAUUUGGAGAUGUAAGAACUGAGAUUAAAAGGAUUUUAAAAGGAAAUGUGCUUUCUUUGUCCCAGGUUUCAUAAGGUUUUCUCUGACUGUCACUCCGAAUGCCAUGAACUGAACAAAGCUGCCUUAUAUAACAGAUGUACAUUUUGAAAAUAAAUGAAUAAGUGCGUUUGGAUAUUUAGAAACUAUUUCAAGGAUAAGGAAUUUCAUUUUCUUAUCUGUUUAUUGGAUAAAGAAUUGAAUUACCUCCAGAAGUUCUCGUUCAACACAAUGGCGUCUUAUGUGAAUAACUUGGCAGACUUUUAUGUUGAGACUGAUUGAGAGGAGUCAAUAGGUCAGAUUGGAUAAUUUAAUGGCUAUAAUGAUGCUAUUUAAUAGUAUAAUGAUACUGAAAAGUGAUUGCAAGACUUUCCUAAUGUGUCUCAUUUCUUCUUUAUUGGGUUGUUUAGAUCUUUUUGUUCUUGUUAAUGGGGAUGGAUUAAUCGAUUUAACCCCAGGAGCCCCACUAUCAGAUUUUUUGGAAACUACAACACAUCUUAUUCAUUAUAAAACUAAUAUUUGUGUAUUAGUGUACAAGCACAUACAAAAAAGGAAAUAAAAAAAUGUAUGCACUCAUUCAUUGUUUGUACUUUGUCCUGGGGCUAUAGGGGGAGUAAGACUUUUACCUGACUACACUGAACUUAUGAAUUUAUAAACUGUAUUUAUUUAAAAUGAUGUUGUUUUAAAGGUUUGAUGAAGUUUGAUGGAAGUUAUUUGCCUUUACUUAUUUACUACUUGAAAUGAUCAAUUUAUAAUAAUUAUUAUACUUUUUUAUACUUUUUCCUCCCUCCUUCUUCUUCUCUACUCCUCCUACUCUUUGCACAUAUACCUGCACACCCCUCUGGUCAUACACAACAAACUUUUUAUAUACACACUUUUCAUAAAGAAACACAUAAAAAUCUGAAAUAUCUAUACGUUGUUUUCCCAUUAACAAAACAAAAAAUCUGCACUAAAUUCAAAGCCUCCAUUUCCUACUGUUUUGUCUGUAUAUUUUGUUACUA